This is a messenger RNA of Linum tenue, 1833 nucleotides long. The record is from the annotation of a GenBank genome assembly. NCBI's taxonomy places the organism in Eukaryota, Viridiplantae, Streptophyta, Magnoliopsida, Malpighiales, Linaceae.
CCAACAACUCAGCCAUCCUCUCCCUAUAUAUAAAUACCCAUUUCUCCCCCAUAAUCCCAUUUCCCAUCUGGCAGUCUGAAACCCACCAUAUUAAAAAUUUAUUUUAUAAAAAAAGAAUUAGAAAUUAAAAAAAAAAAAACCAGUAUCAAAUCUCCCAAUUUAUUUUGUUUCUUCAACAAACAAAUCAAAAUCCUCCAUAUUUUUCUAACGUUAAACCUCCAUUUCACCCAAUUCCCUCACUUCCAUCCCAUCUUCUUCCUCCCUUCCUUCCUUCUUCUUCUCUCUCUCGCUGGAGAAAUCAAGCAGAAGCAGCAGCUGCUGCAGCAACACGACAAAGGACAGACGGCAUUCACUGGUAGUCCGUUCCUCCUGCGGAAAAGACACCACUUAGUAUUCUUGUCCAAAGAUUUGAACUUUGAAGAACCCAGAAAACUCCAUCCGCAAAAUCAAAGAGGGGUAAUUAAAAAUUGUUCAGAAGAAGCGGCAAAGAAGGAGGUGGUAGAAGAAGAAAGACUGGAACUUGGCUUUUGGUUUGUGCAAAGCAGAGCAGAGCAGGGCGGUUUGGUUUUUCGUUUUUCCACACUAACUCUCCUCCCUGGCUCUCUGCUUUCUCUCCACGUUGGUUGCAUCGUUUACUUUCCCGAGAAAGUGAUGGAAAUUGCGGAAAAUCCAAAGAUGGAUUUGAUUGGAUUGCAAGACAAUAUGGCGACCACCGCACAGAAAAUCUCAGUCGUUGAUCACAUCAACGGGUUCCAAUACGCUCCCGAAAGAUCCGAUAACUUCGUUAUCGACAUGGAAGAAAGCUACUCCAAUCCCAGAAUCACAUUGCAGAGGAGCCUUUCCAGAAAAGGGUCCUUUCGUGGCGGCGGGCAUGGAGGGAUCGAGAAGAAGGUCAAUACCAUUACCAAUGGCUCUGUUUCACAAGAGAAGGAACCCGCGGUUGCAGCGGCGACUUCCCCCGGAGUUGGGCCAGGGGAAGGAGAAGGAGGAGAAAGAGGUUUGCUGGUAGGGAGUAGCACGCCGGAAAAGGGAAUGGUGGAGGGACAGGGGCAUCAUCAGAUCACUAUUACCUCUGCCGCCGGCAGCAUCAAAGCCACCACCGCCGUCGAAGGACGAUCCACGAUGAGAAGGAACAGUUUCAAGCGGCAUCAGAAUUCAUGGCUGCUUGAUCCCAGAAAAGUCCUCUUCUUCUUUGCCACCUUAUCUAGCAUAGGGACACUGUUGCUGAUAUACUUCACACUGUCGAUCGCCGCGGUCCAGUCAGACGACGCUGCUGCCAUCGAAUGACUUCUUCGAUGUGUACAUAAAUGCAAUAAGCACGCGGUAAACGACAGUGAAGACUCUCGAAUCGAUGAUUACCCAUUUACAGAAUCGAGCUGGAAGGUCGUGCAUUGUUCAUGGAGGCUGAUGCUGCUGCACAGAAGCACUACAUAGAGAGGUGGAAGACAAAAGGACAUGGUGAUGAAGUCCGAUAUAAAAAAAAAAAUGGAGCAAAGGAAUAGGAAUCUUCUUCUUUGUUUUAUAAAUAUGAGAGAAGAACAUUUAGAUUGUGCACAUGGAUGGAAAGCUCCUAGUUACUUACCUUUUGGGGUCUCUUUAGUUUAUUCCCUCGUUCAAGUCGUCUAACCAACCAGCCCAUCCCUUGGAAACCUCCUGAAUUUUGUAAUGGCUUCUUUUGGCGAUCCCACUGAGAGGGCUGUCUUUGCCUUUAGCCCUGCUUUUUGUUUGUACAUGGACGCAUCAAAAGGCAGAGCAUAUUAUUAUUGUGCCACCGGCCAUAGCAUUAAGCUUUUGUGAAGGUGAAAAGUGCAAUUGAAAUGAGCAAAAUCACAA